Saccostrea echinata is the source of this 2307-nucleotide messenger RNA. RefSeq lists its product as uncharacterized. The transcript has 5 exons. The record is from RefSeq and is a predicted model, not a curated record. Lineage: Eukaryota; Metazoa; Mollusca; Bivalvia; Ostreida; Ostreidae. The coding region runs from base 1 to 2307 and encodes 768 amino acids.
AUGAAUUCAAACAACAAUGCAAAAUUCACUACCGUUGGACAAAAGUUAUUAAAAGAGCCAAUAUGGAUAGGAAUGAUUGUGGUGUUUAAUUUGUUAAUUAUAUUUGGAAUAUCCUAUAUCAUUAAGAAGAAGUGCGCAAAGUACUUGAUCUGCUGCAAGGACACAAAGGACAUCCUUCGAGAACGAGAGGACGAGAUACCAGCUCAUUGUAACAACCCCUUGUCUACAUCACCUCCCCUCAGUCUUCAGGCCUCUGUAGUCAUCAAAGAAAAUACUGAUUGUAUUCCUGCUAAGAACUUGGUGAGCACUCCCCUUCUCUCUCUCUCUUUGAAACUUUUUUACUCUACAACAACUCCAAUAAAUUUGACACCCAAGGUGGAUAUGACGAACAAGAAGGCUGCAGCUAAAUUGUUCGCUUCCUACGAUAAACACUUAACGUUUCCAUUCGACGCUCAUAACCUUCCUAGUGGAAUACAUCCUGUUGGGGGACUGAAAUCUGGUGUGCUAGAAUUUAAUCCCUCUGAAAAAGAAGAUAAUGCUGAAGAUAAUUUCGUGCUUCAGUCUCCACCUUUACCUAAUGAAUACCGUAAACUGAGAUACAGUCAGACGACAACAGUCUUGGAUAGGAAAAGUGACCGACAGUCCGACGAUUUCUCAAAUCAUGUGAUACGAUCAAAAUCUCUUUCGCCAGGAAUUUUGCAGGAGAGACAUCAAUACCCCAGAAUAGUAAUAAUCAAUGAAAACGUCCAAAACCCGGGUGGAUUUAAUGGACAAGAUCAUGUUUUCACAAUAUCUAGCCAAGAUAAAUGCAGACGGUCAUCUUUCACUGAUAUGAAGGCCGCAGAUAAACGAAGAAUUUUCUCAAACAGUAAAAGUUCAUUUCAAGAGAGAAGUGUUGUACCGGGUAAAAAUGUUCGGCGGUCAAAUAGUAACCGAGAGGUGUUGAUCCUGUCGCAAAGCGACAACAACUACAGUUCUGACGCAAUUGUAAACUCUUUAGAUAUUGAUAUCGUACACUCUCAACCAAAAACAGGCUUAUCAAGAAAGGAGAGAAAAUUAUCUUCAUCUGAUACUAAAGUAUGUGCAAAAGCAUAUCAAUCAAGUGGUCAAACCGACGAUUUAAUGACUUCUUCCUUUGUCAUCGAAAACAAGAAAAAUAAAUCGAUAUGUAGUCGAAAGUACCAUAUUCGAAUUGUUAAAAGGAGUAAUCGCUCUCGACAAAAUGGACGCACGCGUUCACGAGACACUUCAUGUGAGUGCUCUUGUGCAUCUGGAGAUGCUUUAUAUACCAACAUAUCUGGAAAAAAGAGACAUAAGAAAAGAACAAAGAAAAGGGUGGAAGUUACUGAUUCCAGCAGCGAUAGAGAGGAUUUUUAUCAGCACCCUUUGCGAAAAUCUAAAAGAAAUGAUUUAACUUUCCCAUCUCCAAUACUUGGAUGGACAGUUGAACAAACUCAAGCCAGCGUAGAAAAAGGCAACGAAGCGUUAUCGUUUAUGCAAUCCUCAUUCCAAUCUCGUUUGAGGAAACCUGACGAUUUUCUUGAUAUCAAAGAAACGGAAACUUUAUUUUACAAUAAUGAAAAUGUCAGUCUUUCAAGUUCAAAUCCCAGUGAAAUUGACGAUCCAUUCGUAAAAGGUAGUGUGGAAGAUACAGAAAGACACUCUAUUCCUCCUACGGACACAGAUACGGGAUUUUCUUCGUCAUCAAAAAGUUUAUAUACAUCUCCCUGGAAGGAUGGUGGAAUAGUGUCUAUGUACUCGGGUACCGAACAUGUUCGAACACGACCCACAGACAUCAACUGUCCAAAACAAAGGAUUAGGUCCACUAAUUCAGUAAACAGUGGUAAAGUCAAGGAUUCUGCUUAUGAAACAAGACAGACAUCAAUAGACACCAUGUCCUUUGAAAAAAACAAUGAAAAACCAUACGAAAACUGGAUCAAAAGGUAUGAAGAUCGAAAAAUUACAAAGCAGCUUGAACAAGUGUCUUUUAAAUUAUCAAUGCUACGAAACAAGAGAUAUUGUACACAUGAUCAGUCCAAAGACAGUGCUUUCGUCACUGUGUCUGAUGAGGAUCUGGGCAACUGGGACUCCGAUAGCUCUGGAAGAAGAUCAAGUUAUCCAGGCAUUAUCAACAAAGCCUUUACCUUGGAACAAGUUUCCGAGGAAGGAGAUAUUGCCAAUACACCUGAUCAGAUAGCUGUUGGAGAGCAACCAAACACUAAAUGCGCCUUUAUCAGUGCAGCUCGCCAAUAUAACGAAGCCUCGAUGAUAAAGGAAGAUAUAGAAAUGGUGGAAUUUAUGGUGUGA